AUGGCCAACUGGGAAGCUCUAGUGAAGUGGUCGUUAAAGUACCAUGAUGGAACGAGGAGCGAGCCGCGGAUGGACGACGAGGUUGGGUCUCUCGCUAGCAUGAUAGCAUAUUACCUGCAGCCAAUGGCUCACAGAGGCUUUUCUGCUUAUAAUGUUUGCAAGAGUCUCUUGAUGUCUGUCCCUCAGCGUCGCCGGUGGUUGCAGGAGGCUCUGCAGGCCGUAGCUUCGGCUCCGACAGAGUCUCAGUUACUGCAGGCAGCGCUGACAGUCGUGAGAGCCCAUAGUCCAGCGGGAGGAGAUGUGGGAGAGGAGGAGGGAGAGGAGGAGGAGGAACAUCUACUGAGAACCUUUGAGGAGAUACAGUACCCUCAUUGA
Messenger RNA from Geodia barretti, 375 nucleotides. Lineage: Eukaryota; Metazoa; Porifera; Demospongiae; Tetractinellida; Geodiidae. The record is from the annotation of a GenBank genome assembly.